Molecule: messenger RNA, 1671 nt
Organism: Danio aesculapii
Lineage: Eukaryota; Metazoa; Chordata; Actinopteri; Cypriniformes; Danionidae
Gene: zic6
Product: zic family member 6
Exons: 2
Coding region: 1-1578 (525 amino acids)
Biological process (GO): central nervous system development; regulation of transcription by RNA polymerase II
Cellular component (GO): nucleus
Molecular function (GO): DNA-binding transcription factor activity, RNA polymerase II-specific; RNA polymerase II cis-regulatory region sequence-specific DNA binding
Source: RefSeq, a predicted model, not a curated record
AUGACAAGCCUGUCGCGGUUUAGUGGCUGCCCUCUUUCUUGCGUCAACCCUGGGGAGAGCAAUACUGAACCCAGCGUGAUGCUGCCACCUUUGGCAGAGGAGCACAUGGGGCACCCCACUGGCAGUUCCUUAAAACUCUGCCCCUCUCAAAAUUUGCGAGACUACCACGAGACGAGGGCCAGUGCAUAUGUUGACCACUCGGUUACCCAUUUUCCAGACACUGGAUACACCAGUCAUCGCUUAGAACCCAGUCCUAGGGGCAUUAUCAUUGGGACAAAUCUGUCAGCAGCAGGCAUGCCACCAGUAACUGAUCAGCUGGCUCCGAGACCUAACCAACAUGGCAAUAUUGGAAGGUACCGUGACCUCCACAGCUAUAGAGAUGGCAGGAGCCACGCGUUCUUCACCGCCUAUCAAGAGCAGGCCCAUGGCUCGUCAGACGCAACCCGAGAUCUCAGCAGCCAAAUGAUGUUGGGUCUUCCAGGAGAUCUUCUCUCACGAACGCACCCGUACGGGCAGCCGGUCAGUGGCCCCAGGGCCAACAGCCAGCAGCUUGUCAGCCAGUUCUUGGAGUUCUAUAAGCCUCUGAAUAUGGCCAUGCAGCGAGGAGGGGGUGACGCCUUCCUCAGGUGCUCCAGGCAGAAUCCAAAGCAUGAGCUCGUGUGCAAGUGGAGUGACGGCCAGGAGGGCACUGGCAAGCCGCCCUGCGCCAGGAGUUUUGGGACCAUGUAUGAACUCGUCACCCAUGUGACGGUUGAGCAUGUCGGAGGACCGGAGCACUCUGACUACGUUUGUCACUGGGAGAACUGCCCAAGAGACAGAAAGCCUUUCAAAGCCAAAUACAAGCUCGUCAACCACGUCAGAGUGCACACAGGAGAAAAGCCCUUUCCCUGCCCUUUUCAUGGAUGUGAAAAAGUUUUUGCCAGAUCCGAAAACCUCAAGAUUCACAAGAGAACGCAUACAGGUGAGAAACCGUUUAAAUGUGAGUUUGAGGGCUGCAAUCGAAGAUUUGCAAACAGCAGUGACCGGAAGAAGCAUUCUCACGUUCACUCCAGCGAUAAACCCUACACGUGCAAGGUCAGAGGCUGUGAAAAAUGUUACACACAUCCCAGCUCCUUGCGCAAACACAUGAAACUCCAUUGCAAGGCCUACAUUGCCAAAAUCGGCGAGGACGACGAGCACCUUGUAGAGGCCAGGUCUCCUGAGGUGACAGAACAGCAAGACACACCCGCUUCAACCACAGUGACGCGAACGAUGACGACCACCUCCCACGAGACUCUGUCUCCGGAGACGAGAAACGAGUCUGCUGUGAGGUCACGUUUCCAUCACACCUUUGAAAACACGUUGGACUAUACGGCGCACAGGCCACAGUCCCUUUUGGACCCUCUGUUGCUACAACGGGGCAGUUACAGACCCGAGUCUGUUCAGUACUCAUGCAACCAACCAAGCCAUACGUUCGCGCCCAGCCAUAGAACUUUUGCGUCAAACUCACCUUUCCAAAAAAGUCUGGUAAAUGGCUGGUACACCUGCCAUAGCGCCGUGGACACCUUUUCACCCAAACACUGUAACAGUGAUCUGUAAUGUCUGUAAUUCGGGCUUGUAAAAAGCAUUGACGGAUGACAGACGUGAGUUGCCUCCCAUGUAAAGCUGUCAUAAAGGCUUUUCAAUGUAGAA